UGAUUGAUUUGCUUCAAACUAUGGAAAGCAAACAGGUGAAGAGUUCAAGGGUCUUGGUGGUCGAUUCAGUCAAAUCAUGGGAGCAAAUAAUGGCCCAAGCCCAGAUCCAACCAUGCCCGAUGGUAGCCCAUUUCACAGCAGACUGGUGUGUGCCCUCCAAGUUCAUGGCAGGUUUCUUUGAAGAUCUGGCACUCAAGUACCCAGACAUUCUGUUUCUCUCAGUUGACAUGGAUGAUGCCAAGAAUGUUGCAGAGAAAUUGAAUGUGAAGGCUAUGCCCACCUUUUUGUUUAUCAGGGAAGAAAAUCAGGUGGUGGACAAAAUAGUGGGAGCCAACACAGAAGAGCUAUUUAGAAGGGUGCUUCUUUUUGCACAAACUGCCCGUCGCCAUUCUCAUGCCUGCUAAAUUUAUCUUCCUGCUGAUGUGUACCAGCACUAAAGUAUAUAUGCUGUUUUGUUAUAUUGUUUUCUGAUCUUUGUAAGUAAGUUGUAAUUAUGACUUCAGUUUAAAUAAAGUUGGAAAGAAAUGAACUGUAAGUAAAUAUGGUGAAUUCAAAAGAUUAUGUAUUUACAAAAUGGAUGAGAAAAAUAUGGUGUUCUAAUUGAACAGGAUGUACUAAAUAUGGUGUUAUAAUUGAAU
Cryptomeria japonica (Japanese cedar) is the source of this 638-nucleotide messenger RNA. Its product is annotated as thioredoxin-like protein CXXS1. NCBI's taxonomy places the organism in Eukaryota, Viridiplantae, Streptophyta, Pinopsida, Cupressales, Cupressaceae. The transcript has 3 exons. The record is from RefSeq and is a predicted model, not a curated record. Bases 21 to 404 code for a protein of 127 amino acids.